AUGUUAACAAAAAUGAUGUCCAGUCAAAUGUAUUUAACACCAUUAGAUUUAUUAAAACAUUUUGAAAAAAUUUGGAGAAAUAAAAAAGAAGUAGUUGCUAUUUAUUUAGCUAGUUUACGAUCAUCAGAUCAUUCAAUAAGACAUGUUCAUAAUAACCCAAUAAAUAAUCGAAGUGGUGCUCGAGUAGGCAAAGGUAUUCUAAAAGUUAUUGAAAAAAAAGAAGGUUUAUUUCGUAUGUAUAUGAUGGGUAAACCUGUAAAUUAUGCUGGUCGAUCAGUAAUAUCACCUGAUCCAUUUAUUGCAAUUUAUGAACGUUGGAAUACCUAA
Rotaria sordida is the source of this 327-nucleotide messenger RNA. NCBI's taxonomy places the organism in Eukaryota, Metazoa, Rotifera, Eurotatoria, Philodinida, Philodinidae. The record is from the annotation of a GenBank genome assembly.